AUUUCAUCACCAUCACCAUCUAGUCUCGGCUUGAUUUUGCUGCACGUCUUCAAUAUCUUGAUCCAUCGUACUUGAACGCGCCUGUCGCGCAUACAGCAUGAUCUUCUACGAGUCGUUGCCCGUAGAAAUAAUCCUUGAAAUUUUGGCAUACCUCCAGCUCAGUUCGUUGGCCUCGUUUGUGGCCGUAUCUCGGAGCACAAAGCUCUUGGUAGAUGCCAAUGAAUCCACAGUAUUCCGAAAUGCUGCAGUGGUUCACGGCCUGAUAUCCUCAGAUGGUACCCAGCCGGCGGAUCUGCGAGCAAAAUAUACUCCCAGGUCGUUACAGGGCGUGGAUGGUUGGAAGUCCUUCUGCAGGCGUCAGAUCGGUAUCAAGUUUGCGUGGAAAGGGAAAUCGCCAUCAUCUGCGAGAAGACUUGCAUACGCAUCCCUGCACAGGCAGGACGUCCACCGCCUAAAGGUUGACGAGCGGGCCGGAAUCAUCAUGACCACAUACCGCAACGGUGGACUUGCUGUAGCGGAUAUUGCUACCAAUCGUAUACUAUGGUCUUUGCCAUCGUCGCAUGUCGUACCACACGCUCAUUGUGAAUACGACAACGGGUUUCUGAUCUUCAAUCGAGCAGGUCGACGGAAGGAGGUUUGGCGUCUGGUUGAAGGUCAGAACCAGACUAUUAUGCCACCAUCGACUUCGCCCCCGGACCAAACUCAGCUGGCAGCGUCUACUGAGGCUGCGACAGAACAUCACAACUCGUACCCCAAAGGGCAUUUCGUACCUUGGAGCCUCAUCGUAACACCCACCAUCACCUAUGCGUUUCGAUUUGUCUAUCCCACACUGUUCGCCGCCACAGAAACCAACUUUUUCGUAUACGACAUUCCCGGCGGCAAGCUUCUCCAAAGCAUUAUUGUCAACCCUCCGGAUUCCCUUACUCAUUUGCACUAUGUCGACAUAUCAGAACGCCACCUCUUCCUUUGUGGCUGGCCCAAUGUCGUUGUCUUCUCCCGCGAAACGGGUAAAAGUAUUCUCAAAAUCCCCUCCUACCAAUUGAACUAUGCCAAUAAGAUCUAUGCUAUCGCCAAACAGGCCCAUCCCGUUGCCGGGUCCGCAUUGCUUCACCAUGACGUUGUCAGUCGGCCGGCGGAAAGCACGCUUCCACCCCAGGUAGUCCAUAUCGCCGACACCUUCACUGCAGUGCAUGUGUCGGCUUGCGGUCGGCACCUCACGGUCCUCCUCUCCUCUUCCCGCCUGCUCAUUAUACCUUACUUCGAGCGGCUCAUUACAGGAGAAGUAGAGCUCCAAAACAUCACCCUUGACAUCGAGCUAGGGUCAAGGUCACGCAUCUCGAGGUAUCUAGCAUUUGAAAAUGAGCGAGUCGCUGUGGUAACCGACACUGGAUUGUUCGUUGUUCACUGGGACUUGGAGAAGCCUCUAGUUAUUUGCAGAGCUCCGAUUUUUGGAGUGAUGUCCGCACUUCCGGAGGUGACAUGUCUACAAAUGACGGAUACGGGGAUGUAUCUCACAUGGAAGCACCCGAUCACGACCGAGGUCAACGAAGAGGACUUUGAGCGGUUACUGGAUGAGGAGGUCUCGUACACGAUAAGAGAUACGUUCGCUCAGCUUCUCGUUCAGCCUACUGUUGAGCCAAACGAGACCGUCGAAUCACACGACUCUGCCGUAUGUAUGAUCGAUUUCGUUGUACCAUAAGAUUCUACGUGCCAAUCUGGUUUUUUUUUCUUUUAUUUGCAAUCUUUACAUCGACGGUGGUCCCUGAUCGGUGGUUGUACUUACACUUGUCCUACUAUCAGAUGUUCAGAAAUGAAAUUCGGUCAAGUUC
Molecule: messenger RNA, 1829 nt
Organism: Guyanagaster necrorhizus
Lineage: Eukaryota; Fungi; Basidiomycota; Agaricomycetes; Agaricales; Physalacriaceae
Exons: 2
Coding region: 98-1699 (533 amino acids)
Molecular function (GO): protein binding
Source: RefSeq, a predicted model, not a curated record